Messenger RNA from Gossypium raimondii (Peruvian cotton), 537 nucleotides. RefSeq lists its product as uncharacterized. The coding region runs from base 1 to 537 and encodes 178 amino acids. The transcript has a single exon. The record is from RefSeq and is a predicted model, not a curated record. NCBI's taxonomy places the organism in Eukaryota, Viridiplantae, Streptophyta, Magnoliopsida, Malvales, Malvaceae.
AUGCCUGUGGUACCUCCGACUAUCAAUCUUAUUAGAUUGAAUAAACCUCCUAUUGAUAAAAAAAGAAAAUACGAAGCUGAAGAAUUUAGGGCCACAGCUAGUGAUGAUGCUAAACGGGCUGAAUUCUGGCUCGAUAAUACCAUUCGUGUCUUCGAUGAAUUAUCCUAUACUCCUGAUGAGUGCUUGAAAUGUUCUAUAUCAUUGUUACGGGAUUCAGCUUACUAUUGGUGGAACACUCUAGUUUCGGUUGUUCCGAAAGAGCGUGUUACUUGGGAUUUCUUUCAGAUAGGAUUUCGCAAAAAGUAUAUCAGUCAGCGAUUCAUUGAUCAAAAACGCAAAGAAUUUCUCAUGCUAAAGCAGGGUCGUAUGGCCAUAUCUAAUUAUGAGUGCGAUUUUGUGAGACUCAGCCGAUAUGCCCGAGAGUGUGUUGCUAUCGAGACUGCUAUGUGUAAAAGAAUCGAGGAAGGGCUGAAUGAAGACAUAAAAUUGCUUGUCGGCAUACUCGAAAUAAAAGAGUUCGUAGUACUCGUCGAGUGA